Molecule: messenger RNA, 272 nt
Organism: Gryllus bimaculatus (two-spotted cricket)
Lineage: Eukaryota; Metazoa; Arthropoda; Insecta; Orthoptera; Gryllidae
Source: the annotation of a GenBank genome assembly
AUGGCGUUUCCCGACCGAAGACAGCCAAGUCAUCCAAACUUUGGUGCUGUUUGUCAUCGCAUUAAAAAUAAAGCCAUUGAUGUCGAAGCCACCAUUCCUAAUUUGACUCAAGACAUAAACACUGAUACGGAAAAAGGGAAAGAACUAUUGAAGAAAACUAUAGAAGAAAUAAGGAAGUGUGGUGCAGAUGCAAAUCAGAAGGCGGCGGAUGAGAGAGCGUUCUCGUUCUUUUUGAAUCUGCACCAGUCGAGGGUAUGUGCUUGACAUUAAGU